This is a messenger RNA of Stegodyphus dumicola, 1990 nucleotides long. RefSeq lists its product as uncharacterized. Gene Ontology annotation, molecular function: dynein intermediate chain binding. Gene Ontology annotation, biological process: microtubule-based process. NCBI's taxonomy places the organism in Eukaryota, Metazoa, Arthropoda, Arachnida, Araneae, Eresidae. The record is from RefSeq and is a predicted model, not a curated record. Gene Ontology annotation, cellular component: cytoplasmic dynein complex.
GUCUUUCUUUCAUGGCAUUGAUCCUCCUCACGUGUCGACUUCAUGAGAUCGACCGUGAAGUGAAUUACCUACAGGCAGUGCUCACCGACUGGUUUCUCCCACCAACUUCAUCUUCUCCCACUGAAGAAACCGCCUCGACCACGGCUGUGGCUAACCCGUCCACUAGACACCUCACCCUCCUCGAAGAAGAACUGACUCAGUUCUACUUACCCGAACUGAGAUCAUCCCGAACGACUCUGAUCCUGAGCGUCGUGUUUGUGGGCAUUUACAUCUGCAGUUGGUGGUGGAUGGCUUUUGCGAUCAACCAGGUUAGCAGAGGGGGAAGUGUUUCACUCAGAACGGUAUUGUUGCUGGCAGUAUUUGCAGCAGUGGAUAUAGCAGCUAGCACAGGAUUUGUCCUUCUUAGACUUAUUAUGUAUAUAAGAAGGGACCGAUUUUAUCCAAGUGCUUUGAAACCUUUAAAUCCCACCACAGAAGCAGAUCAAAUGGCAGCAUAUACAGCUCUUCGACUGAUAACCAUUAAAUCAAGCUGUGGCAAUGCUGAUAUAUUGGUUUCCGUAGUUGUUGGUUUCCUUACAGUUCUGAGGAUUUACAGCGUAGUCUGUGUUGCAUCCUUUUACAAAAAAGCUAAAGAUGGAUCUAGAGAUAUAUUUCAGAAAGAUGUAACUGGUAGCUGUGAUACAUCAGAAAGAAAUGAAUCUAUCAAAGAUCUUGAAGAUUAUGCCCCCAAAUCUCUCAUAAUAGAUUAUGCAAAAAAACCAAAUCAUACGUCACACCGAGAUCGCAGUCGACGAUCUAGUGUAAUAGCCUCUACAAUGCCUCCAGAAGAUGACUUAGCUGAUAUAAAAAUUCAAGCUUCUGAUAUGCCCAUGGAAAUGCAAAGAGCUGCACUGAAUGCAGCUUCUCAAGCAAUACGGAUUUAUUCUACAGAGAAACACAUUGCUGAAAGUAUAAAGCAAGAUUUUGAUCAAUUGUAUCAUCCCACAUGGCACUGCAUAGUAGGCAGGAACUGGGGUAGUUGUGUAACGCAUUCUAAACAAUGUUACAUACGGUUAAGUUAUAAAGACAUGACAAUUAUGUUGUACAGGUCAACAUGACAAUAAUGCUUAUGAUGCAGUGAUAAAUGUAAAGUCUAUAUAUAGCAUGGAGAGUCAGAAGUAUUUAUUAUAUAUAAUUUUAUAUCAAUUGCAAAAUGAAUAUAUAGACCAUAGUUUUUAAACUCCCAUUUGAAAUAAUUGUUUCUGAUAUGUAUUAAUAAAUUUGCCCCACCUCUCUACAUAAUACAUAUGCAGCUCAACAGUAUAAUUGUUAUAAAAAUGGAUUAAAGCUGUGAUGUGUGAAAAUUAACAGACAGAGAGAGCUACUGAUGAUAUAAGAAGAAAUAAAGAUAUUUUUUAAACCAGAGACAGAUAGCAAAUGAAAUAAGUUUGGCAUUUACUGUUAAAGGAAUUCAGAAAGAAAGAAUUAUAAAUUUCGUUGCAGUGCAGCAUCAGAAAAUAACAGCAUGGGAAGAAACGUCAUCUAGUGCCAAACUCAUAUUAAGAUCAGAAUAAAAGCAAUGGGCAUAAAUUAUAUAUAUCAACUCAAACUAAACUUUUCUACAAGUGUUUCUUAAAUGAGGUCCCCUGAAACCUUAAUGUUCCAAGAGAAACAAUGAUGAAUGGGCUAAUCAUAAUAAUAUUUACAUAGAGUUACUUUCAGACAUGAAUAUGGUUCUGCGAAGAUCAAGAUUUCCAUAAGAAUUAAAUGGUUUUAACCUGUUGUAAUAUAAUUUUAUUAGCAGACUAAUAAUGUUUGUUGGAUGGAUAAUGGUAAAAAAAGUUUCAACUUUGAAAGGACUGAAUUCAUUCACACCAAAAGUGCUUCUAAGUACCUAUUCAUGACUGAUCUCUUAUUUUUCAGCUAACUAAAUACUGCAAUAAAUGAAACUGUGUAUUAUAUCUGUUUAAUAUAUCUGAAUGACAAUAUUAAAAUAUAUUUAAUAACUUUU